UGAUCAGCGACGGAGAAUACACAGCGUUGUCUCUGCUGCAAGACACCAAUCUCGGGACAAAGCUUAGACCAAUUCCCUUGUCCUUCACUCCUUGCCCUAUGGGCUUGUAGAGAGAGAAUUUGAUUCACACAGAGACAGAUUGUGUGUGUAUUCUCAGCAAAGAGAAAUUAUGAUCUGUAUAUAUAUUUUGAAUGACAACCCCUCCAUCCCUCUUGUCUCUCACUAUUCAUUCUGCCAUCCAUAAUCUCUCUCGUAUUUCUGAUCUCUCCUUUCUCCCUGAUCAUAUCGUCCUCGACCUUUUCCUGCAGGAAACUUUAAGAGCUGGAAAAUUAAACGAGAGAAUUUUAAAGUUGUUUGUGGCAAGUGGAAAAGAUGAAGUUCUUUUGCUCAUUGAGGCAUUCAAUAUCCAGCAAGUUGUCACCCCUGUUCUUCCUACCAGGUGUUCAGAAAAAUUCUAGGAUUCAAU
Benincasa hispida (wax gourd) is the source of this 466-nucleotide messenger RNA. The record is from RefSeq and is a predicted model, not a curated record. Lineage: Eukaryota; Viridiplantae; Streptophyta; Magnoliopsida; Cucurbitales; Cucurbitaceae.